Molecule: messenger RNA, 408 nt
Organism: Asparagus officinalis (garden asparagus)
Lineage: Eukaryota; Viridiplantae; Streptophyta; Magnoliopsida; Asparagales; Asparagaceae
Exons: 2
Coding region: 1-408 (135 amino acids)
Source: RefSeq, a predicted model, not a curated record
AUGUCUGGUUCUGAUUAUAUGGCUGAUCAAUCUCAGCCUCCAGCACCACACCAGAGCUAUGUUACUCAAGCUCAGCUUGAAAAAAUAGCUCAGAAGAUCUCUCAAUCCCUCCAACAGCAACUCUCUACCUUCACCAGCAAGCUCCUCGGCCGGUUUUCACAAUCGCAGCAAGCUACUUCUGUCAUCCCCCCGCCUUAUGAAGACAAGCGAUCGGGGUGUCACCCUCCUUCUGGAGCACAGCAAAUAGUCCUACCUCGGACUCCUCAUGCUGCUGCCAAGCAGUGGAGGGAUCGCGUCGAGCACGCGACUCCACGACUCCACCGCCACAUCGGUCGACUCGCCCCAAGGAACCACUUGAAGAUUGAAGAUCAUGGAUUGGAGAUCAAGGAUUUGAAGAUUUUUCUUUGA